Messenger RNA from Juglans microcarpa x Juglans regia, 1589 nucleotides. Its product is annotated as probable ADP-ribosylation factor GTPase-activating protein AGD8. NCBI's taxonomy places the organism in Eukaryota, Viridiplantae, Streptophyta, Magnoliopsida, Fagales, Juglandaceae. Gene Ontology annotation, biological process: COPI coating of Golgi vesicle. Gene Ontology annotation, molecular function: GTPase activator activity. The transcript is spliced from 7 exons. Bases 170 to 1381 code for a protein of 403 amino acids. The record is from RefSeq and is a predicted model, not a curated record.
CGCUGUGGAUCUAAAGAAAAGGAAAAAUAAUAAAUGAAAAAAGAAAUCAAAUCUGCGGCUUCACUUAUAUUUCUCGCCUCCUUUCGAUUUUCUCCUCGGGAGGGUGUUCGAUUUGUAAUUUCGUGCACCCCCUGAUCUCUCCCCUUCUCUCCCUCUCUCUCCCCGUGCAAUGGCGUCGGAUGGGUUCUCUGACAAGAAUGCUGUCUUCAGAAAACUGAAAGCUAAGUCAGAAAAUAAGAUGUGUUUCGAUUGUAAUGCAAAGAACCCUACUUGGGCGUCGGUGACUUUCGGGAUCUUCCUCUGCAUCGAUUGCUCUGCCGUGCAUCGCAGCCUCGGCGUCCACAUUAGCUUCGUCAGGUCUACAAACUUAGACUCGUGGACUCCUGAACAGCUGAAAAUGAUGAGCUUUGGGGGAAACAACCGUGCACAGGUUUUCUUUAAGCAGCAUGGAUGGACUGAUGGUGGCAAAAUUGAGGCUAAGUAUACAUCAAGAGCUGCUGACUUAUAUAGGCAGAUACUCUCAAAAGAAGUUGCUAAAAGUACGGCAGAAGAGACAGGUUUAAUAUCAUCGACUGUUUCUUCUCAGUCAGCACAAGCUGAAAAUGGACUCCCUGAUGUCAAGACAAUUGAAGGUCCAAAAGCAAACUCUUUGGAAAGGCAAGAAGUACCUGAUACCUCUGCUUCACUUAAAGCCCCUCAUGCAGUUGUUACCAACGCUGUUAAGAAGCCACUUGGUGCAAAGAAAAUUGGAAAGACAGGGGGACUUGGUGCUAGAAAGCUUACUACUAAGCCAAGUGAAAAUCUCUACGACCAGAAGCCUGAGGAACCAGUUAUUCCAGUUUCCUCAACAAAGAGCUCUCCUACAGCUGGCUUAUCUCUUGCAAAGCGCUUUGAAUAUGUAGACAAUGUCCAGUCUGCCGAGAAUAGCUCUAGUGGGCCACAUAUGAUCAGCCAUGUAGUCCCACCAAAGUCAUCAAGCUUCUUUGCAGAUUUCGGAAUGGACAGUGGUUUUCCAAGGAAAGCUGGCUCAAAUUCCUCAAAAGUGCAAAUUCAGGAAACUGAUGAAGCAAGGAAGAAAUUCUCGAAUGCAAAAUCUAUUUCGUCGGCACAAUUCUUUGGUGAUCAGAGCAACCCUACUGAUAUAGGUGCUCAAGUAUCUUUGCAGAAGUUCUCAGGUUCAACUGCCAUCUCCAGUUCUGAUCUUUUUGGUGACAGCACAGAUCAUUCCUCAAUUGAUCUUACUAGUGACCUCAUCAAUCGACUCUCUUUCCAGGCACAACAGGAUAUUUCCAGCCUGAAAAAUAUUGCCGGAGAGACUGGGAAGAAACUCAGUUCAUUGGCGUCCACUUUAAUUACAGAUCUUCAGGACAGAAUCGUAUGAUGCUAGGUAUCGGGGAACCAAAAAGAAAAAAGAAGAGAGAGUUUGUCAAAUUACCUGCUAAAUAGUGGAUAUAAAAUGCCUUUCAGUAUAAAUUUAUUUGAAAAGACAAAAACAACAUUUUUAGAACUCUUCAGGCUUGGGACAGGCUGGUGUUCUGUAGUGCAUGUAUUUUGAGACUCAUUAUAUUUGUCAGUUUCUAUUUUUUUGA